GUCACAUUUCGAACAAAAGAUCAUUGUUUACACAUCUGACAUCGGGGUGGCUUGAAUUAAAUCGAGUCCAGCCGAAGAGCUUCAACCAUUUCUCUGCUGGAGGAGGUAGAAAGGGGAAAAGACACGACUAACAAGCAAGUGACAUACCUUUUUACAUUGAGAGCUUAAAGUACUACGAGAAAUCGAAGGAAAAAUUUAGAUUUUUGUCUAAAAGAAGAUUCAGUGUGGUGGGAAAGCCAAAUUGGUAAGAUUGCUUGAUCAAGCGCUCUAAGACUAGCGAGUUUCGAUUCGAGUUUCGAUUUGAGCAUCUCAAGAAUUGAUCUCAAACGAGCACGGGCAGGACACUCAUACUGGCAUUAGAAGCACACAAAGUAUUCAAAAUAGUUCGUAUAGCAAUUUAUACCACACGUGUCAGCGAUGUCACAGCAGCCUACAGCGGUUUCCAUGGCUCCAGUUUCUAACACAAACACGAUGACAGUGGGGGAAGGGGUAAAAACUUCCACAAUAGAACUCAUUCUUCCCGGUCAACAGGUAAAGAGCCAGGAGGGAAAUGGCGAAGAAGCCCUGGGAACUAUUAAUUCUUCCCGUUGGACAGAUCCCGAAACCAUGGCCCUGCUAAGCCUUUGGAGAGCAAACUAUCGAAUCAUCAAAGGGAAGAAACGAAAUUACGAAGAAUGGAACAUGAUUGCGAAGGAGUUCAACAGGCGCGUAGCUCAUUGCUCGCUGGGGCCCAGAACAGGGAAUCAGUGCAAGGUGCGGAUAAAGAACCUGCUCGCGGAAUACAAACGAACAAAGGACCAAUUACCUCAUUCAUUUCCCUACCACGACCAAAUAAAAGAGAUUCUCAACAACAAAAGUGAUCUCUAUCGCGAAGAAGAGGUGGUGCGCAUCAACAUACCAGCUGAACAUACAGUUGCUAAUGGCAUCGUUGCUUCUCAAACCGUCGUUACUGCUUCUUCCACAAUGACCAUUCCCAGUGCUAUUCCUUCGGACACGUUUACAGGUAGACAUUUGCGCCCUAUCAAGCCAGCCCCACCGCCCACGCCCUUAAAUGCUCCGAUCGCGGCUAGCCAAGCAGGGAAACACUCCAUCCCCAUACAAGUGUACCCGACAGUUCCUUCUCAGCCUACUCCAGCGACGGCAGUCAGCGUGGAACCUGUGCAUGCACCGAGGGGCUUAGCGAGCGAAGAUGAAUCAUCAGAGGACGAGAGCUACUCGGAAGAAAUGACUGUUCGGGGCUUGAAGAGACCUACCAUCGCCGAACCCCUUCCCCGGAAAAAACCGAGGAAGAAUCCCAGGCCGCUUAAAACAGCUCAGAGCCGUCAGGAAGAUCUUAGCAUGAUCGCCAUUUUGCGGGAGUUUUUGGAAGACAGUCGCAAAAGGGAGGAGGACUUAUUUAAAAGAAUUCUACAGCAACAACUUGAAGCCGAGAGUAGAUAUCAACAAUUUACUCUGGAUGUGCUGAAGGAAAUCGGCAAAAUGUUCAAAAAAGAUUGAUCUCUAACCUUGAGAUUUAAAAGCAAAAGUAUGUAAAGACAUUGUUUAAGACCUAUUUAAAGCGAAAGCCUAAUCAUGUAAUCACCUAAUAAGUUAAUUUGGUAUUGUGUAAGCGUAAGCCCUUCGUCAGUCGCUGAACUGGUAAAACUAAGUUAUAAGCUUCUGAUAAAACCUAGUUAUGUUGUUAUACCUUUUCUCUACAGUUUCUUCAGAGAAUUGCCCCCUUUACUCAUGUAAUGAGAGUUUGGUUACGUUCAGUUGUGUUGAAAAGAACGAGAUUGAGCAAGAAA
Molecule: messenger RNA, 1787 nt
Organism: Pocillopora damicornis (cauliflower coral)
Lineage: Eukaryota; Metazoa; Cnidaria; Anthozoa; Scleractinia; Pocilloporidae
Source: RefSeq, a predicted model, not a curated record